AUGUUAGAUCAUAUGGCUACUUAUGUGGCGGAACUUGGAUCACCAUCUCUUGCAUUCCUGUUCAACUACUAUCGGUUUCACAGGUCACUCAAUGCCGGUGAUGUGCGCUCUGAUGCACCACUACUUGUUUCGAUGAUUACUUCACCGAAUGUGCCGCAAAAAUUCCACAAGGUUCUCUUUGGAUAUCUCAUGUUAAUACUCGCCGACACUCCACAGGUGCAAAUUCCCGCUGAAAAUAUCUACGAAUUGAUAUCGUUCUUCCGUCAGUAUACGAUUGACAAUGCGGAUAAAGAAGAUGAGACAUCCGAAGACACGAUUCGAUCCCUCAAACUUCUUUUGCUUACGAGGUUAGCCGAAGCAGAAAUAGCCACUGCAUGUGCGUCAUGA
Messenger RNA from Cooperia oncophora, 387 nucleotides. Lineage: Eukaryota; Metazoa; Nematoda; Chromadorea; Rhabditida; Trichostrongylidae. The record is from the annotation of a GenBank genome assembly.